Messenger RNA from Heterobasidion irregulare TC 32-1, 1890 nucleotides. RefSeq lists its product as uncharacterized. Lineage: Eukaryota; Fungi; Basidiomycota; Agaricomycetes; Russulales; Bondarzewiaceae. Gene Ontology annotation, biological process: intracellular signal transduction. The record is from RefSeq and is a predicted model, not a curated record. The transcript has 5 exons. The coding region runs from base 1 to 1890 and encodes 629 amino acids.
AUGAUGAAGACAACAAAGCGCGGUCGUCCCUUCCUCAAGGACACGCUGGAUCUCUUCGCAACCCUCGUAGUCUCCCUCCAGCUCACAACCCACAAGCAAUUCUUCCGUUCAUAUCCCAACUCAUUUACGACCGAUGAGGCUGCUAUCAAUCUUGCAUCCCUCAAGUUUUCACAGUCCAAUCGCGGGCCGGACCCCAGGGAACCCUCCAGAGUGAUUACUACGACCACCACGACCACCUUUUCGAUGACCCGCGAUAUGGCAAAGGCGAUGAGCCAACACUUCAUGGACGCCCGUCUCAUCGAAAAUGCUGCCGACCCCUCCUCCAACCUGUUCAAAGAACGCGGCGUGUACGUUCUCACGCCCAAGGGUCUCCAUGUUCUCGAGCGAUUCAUCAGCCGGAAUGGGAUCAAUGGCGACCAUCUUGCCCACGUCUUCGCGACCCAACCCAUCUGCAUGAAGCUUCUGCAUCUCGAGCGACGGUCUGUUGAUGACGAGAUCAUUGUUUCACAGUCUGUCAUCACCGCCCUAUUCCGACGCUUCGUCGGCCGGUCUGCGAAUUACCCUCCACAGACUGCGCAACCUCUGGAUGUCAGCCAGGCGUAUCACGAACGCUCAAAGGGCAUUCAGCUCAUGGAUGUUCAGGAUCGGGGGAUGGUUGCUGGCAGGACCCAGUCUGUCGUUCAGAAGUACUGCUUCCCGGCGUUGGCUGCACUCGAAUGGCUCUGCGAUUUCACAUCGGUGGUAGGAAGGGAAGAAGCCGCAGAGAUGGCGGCACAGUUCGUUCGCUUCGGCCUGAUCACGUUGGUCUCCGACAAGAGGAAGAACAACGAUUCCGCCAUUAUUUUCACUGUCCGCGGAUCUGCACCUGGCGGCAACUCCCCGGUCACUCAAACGGGUGAAUUCCGUUGCACGGCGAAGGCCAUCUAUAAGAUCACAGACGAAGGUAUCCGCACAGCCCGUUGGGACAGCCGUGGCCAGCAACGUGAUUCGCCAAACAGCUCGACGGCCAAUCUUGUUCCUCAGGAACGUUCGUCGUCGGAUGGAGGAAAGGAGAGCAAAGUUCCCCACGCGCCCAGUGACGCCAAGAUUCACCGUCGUAUCUCGCUCGCGGAGAAGCUGAACGCUCACGACCACGAGAAGCGGCACGGGAAGGAGAGCAACACGGAGCGGCUGAAGUUUAUCAUUGACCAACCUCCACUUCGUUCUUUGUUCCGCGAGUUCCUGCGGGACAAUUUCUGCGAGGAGAACCUGUCGUUCUGGCUCGAGGUCGAGGAUUUCAAGCGGAAGUUUAACAUCACGUCGUCUGCCUCCUCCACGCAGCGACCCCUGACCGGCACCGGGAAGAGCAACACGCCAGGGCAGCAGGCUAUGGAGCAGCAUCACGAGGCUCUGAUCAACCAGGCAUACCUCAUCUAUACGACGUACCUCGCCCCGUCAAGUCAAUGCGAGCUCAACAUCGAUCAUGGUCUUCGCAACGAGCUGUCAGGGUACCUUAGCGAGGUGAUGGCCGGCCUCACUGGCACUCCGUUCCAAGGUCGUCUCGAACCAGAGCAGCUCAGCGCCUUUAACGCCACGCAAUUGCAGACUAUGAUCCGUCUUUAUGAACGGAUACAGACCCAUGUUUUCCGCUUAAUGGCGACAGACUCAGUGCCAAAGUUCACAAAGACUCCGAGGUUUGUAGUCAUGCGCAACCAGAACGAGGAUUACGAUUUCCUAGACAGCGACCUUCAGUACAUGUCAAACUCUGGGCCGGCAGUUCCUCCAGGCCUUGACCCCGAGGCAGAGGAGAUAGGUGGUGCAUAUGUGACCGUCUCGCAGCAAGCCAGUGAGGCACGGCCACGGCCGAGGGAUCCACAGCGGGAACAGCUUGUGUGGAACGAAAAGUCAUGA